Gossypium raimondii (Peruvian cotton) is the source of this 2436-nucleotide messenger RNA. Its product is annotated as ATP-dependent 6-phosphofructokinase 3. The transcript is spliced from 13 exons. The record is from RefSeq and is a predicted model, not a curated record. Bases 411 to 2078 code for a protein of 555 amino acids. Gene Ontology annotation, cellular component: cytoplasm. Gene Ontology annotation, molecular function: ATP binding; 6-phosphofructokinase activity. Lineage: Eukaryota; Viridiplantae; Streptophyta; Magnoliopsida; Malvales; Malvaceae. Gene Ontology annotation, biological process: fructose 6-phosphate metabolic process; glycolytic process.
CCAAAAGACUGAAAAACCAGACCCUCCAGCCAAUCCGUUGUUUUCUCUUUUUGACCAAGUAUCACCCAAGUUUAACGAAGAAAUAAAAAACUGAAGCUUCAUUUUCCUUCCGACUUCCCUCGCUGUGAAUGGUACAGUAAAACAACCCAAGUUGGGAAAAGGUUCCAAAAGGAAUAACCGAGUCCGUACGAUCCCUUCUCUUCUCUGCGUCAAAAACCACAUAAAUAUUCAACGAGGGCGGAACCAGGUUUUCCACCCUCUUCCUCCUGCUAUAUAAAGCCAUUUUCACGAAAGCCAAGCUCGCUCGUCCAGUUUUCAUUUUUGUAGUCAAAACAGUGCCUUUCUCCUAUAAAUAUGGGGCUUUCUUAUUUUUCUUUCCCUUCCAAGCACCCUUCUCCAUGUCUCGUUGAAUGGAUUCCCUUCUCGCCCCUUCCUCCACGUCGUCUUUCCCUUCUUUGAACAACAAUAGCAACAGUAGGAUUAAGCACAACUCGCUGCCAUCCAGUUUGGGUUUCUUUAAUUUGAGAAAGUUCAGUACGGUUAGUUUCGGUUAUAGUCGCCGUUCUUGUCGUUUAAGGUUGAGUAGUUCCCGUCGUUCGAAGAUCAAGUCUUCGACAUCUCCGACGAUGUCUUCCUCCGCUUCGCCUGAGAUCCCACAGCCUAAGAUCGUCAACGGUCCAGGUGGUUAUGUUCUUGAAGAUGUCCCUCACUUAUCGGAUUACAUCCCUGAUCUUCCUGUUUAUUCGAAUCCGUUGCAAGACAAUCCUGCAUACUCAGUUGUUAAGCAAUAUUUUGUCCAUGUAGAUGACACCGUUCCUCAAAAGAUUGUUGUUCACAAGAAUAGUCCAAGAGGAGUACAUUUCCGACGAGCUGGACCACGUCAAAAGAUAUAUUUCGACUCCGAUGACGUUCAUGCCUGUAUUGUAACGUGUGGUGGUCUUUGCCCUGGACUCAACACCGUGAUUAGAGAGAUAGUAUGCGGCUUGUUCCACAUGUAUGGUGUGAAGAAAGUUUCGGGGAUAGAUGGAGGAUAUCGGGGUUUUUAUGCUAAAAAUACUGUGCAUUUAGAUCCUAAGGUUGUCAAUGAUAUCCAUAAACGUGGUGGAACUAUCCUUGGAACAUCACGAGGUGGCCAUGAUACCUCAAAGAUUGUUGACAGCAUUCAGGAUCGUGGAAUUAAUCAGGUUUACAUUAUUGGUGGAGAUGGAACUCAGAGAGGUGCAUCUGUUAUAUUUGAGGAAAUUAGAAGGCGUGGUCUCAAAGUUUCAGUUGCUGGAAUCCCUAAAACCAUUGACAAUGAUAUCCCGGUUAUUGACAGGUCCUUUGGCUUUGACACUGCUGUUGAGGAGGCUCAGCGUGCCAUUAAUGCUGCUCAUGUUGAGGCUGAAAGUUUUGAGAAUGGCAUUGGUCUUGUGAAGUUGAUGGGUCGCUACAGUGGUUUUAUUGCAAUGUAUGCUACUCUUGCAAGCCGAGAUGUGGAUUGUUGCUUGAUACCAGAGUCUCCCUUUUAUCUUGAAGGACCUGGAGGACUUUUUGAAUACAUUGAGAGGCGACUUAAAGAAAAUGGGCAUAUGGUUCUUGUGAUAGCAGAGGGUGCAGGACAGGAGCUGCUUUCUGAGAGCUUGCAAUCAAUGACACAGAAAGAUGCUUCAGGAAACAGGCUUCUGCAGGAUGUUGCUUUAUGGAUAUCACAGAGGAUCAAGGACCACUUCUCAAAAGAAAGGAAGAUGACAAUAAACCUCAAAUAUAUAGAUCCUACUUAUAUGAUCCGUGCUAUUCCAAGCAAUGCAUCUGACAAUGUUUACUGCACACUUCUUGCUCAAAGUGCUGUGCAUGGAGCAAUGGCUGGGUACACCGGCUUCACAAGCGGUCUUGUGAAUGGCAGGCAGACAUACAUACCAUUCUAUCGGAUUACCGAGACACAGAACAAGGUAGUGAUAACAGAUAGGAUGUGGGCAAGGCUCCUGUCUUCGACGAAUCAACCAAGCUUUUUGUGCCCCAAAGAGAUCCUUGAAGACCAGGGCCAUGAAGAAUCCUCAAACGAAUUGUUGGAUAAUGGAAAGUGUAGCCCCAAUUGAGGUCAUGCAAAUGUGUACCGCAUAGUUACAAUAGUCAUCCAGGCAGCUGCCUAGUGUUCUUCCAUAAGGUCCUCAAUAAUUCUGUUGUAUGCCAUUGGGCAUGUUGAUUUUUGGGUUUUAAACUUGAGUUUUAAUUUAUUUAUUUUUGGGUUUCUGGCAGAAAUUAUGCUCCAAUGCUUUAUUGGAUUCUAUUUUAUUUUAUAUUAAGAAUGCUUAGUUUGCUUGCUAAUGGAAAAGUUACAUAUGCUAAUAAAUAUUAGCACUUGACGUUGUCAUGCUUCUCUGUUGUAUUUCAGCUUGAUAUAAAACAUUUUGUGGCGAUUGAAUAAAAUUAUCUAGUCUUCUUUUAUUUGUUAAA